UCCCCGCACCUUGUCACCCCGCACCUUGUCACCCUUCACCCGCACUGUGUCCGCUCACAGCCCCGCACCCCCGUCCCCUCUCCCUCUCCCCGUACCGCAGCGCCCCGUCCCUGGGAGCCGCCCGCACCGCGGGGCCGAGCAGCAGCAGCAGCAGCAGCGUCGGUGACGGCGGUGCCGCCCUCGGGGCUCCCAUCCCCACGCGUGGAACGUCCAGCCGUGCCCACUCGGGGAUGUUUUCCAGGCCCCGGCCGCCCCACGUCACGCACACGCGGCGGUGUCUCCCCCCCCCCGCCCCGCCCCGGGCCACGUCGCCGGCCCCGCCUCGCCGCGCCCGGAGACUUCACUUGCACCGGCAGCGCAAGGGUUAACCGGCUCUGCCCGGCACCAAGAUGGCCGCCGCCGUCACCGCCCGGUUGCGGGCGUGUUCACGUCGGGGGGCGCGUCCUGUCGCUCCCGGUACCGGCUGCGAUGAGCGCGGAGGUUCCUCGUGGCGCAGCGCUGCUCCCGGUGCCGCUGUUGGUGCUGCUGUUGGCCGCCGCUCUGCUCGGUUGCCUGUGGGCGCGCUCCCCGCGCCGCUCCCCGCAGCCGCCGCUUCUGGCCGGCGGGACGCGGAUCCGCUCGUUCCUGCGGCGGCGCUGCCCGGCCGUGCGGGAGCCGUUCCGACCCACCGCCUGGUGCCGGGGCGGGCGGCUGCAGACCGUGAGCAGAGCGCUGCUGCAAAGCCGGCCCCGCGUCCGGUACCGCAGCGAGGCCAUCCGCACGCCCGACGGCGGGCAGCUCAUCCUGGACUGGGCCGAUGACGGCAGCGCCGCCGAAUGUCCCACGGUUCUGUUGCUGCCGGGGCUGACGGGGAACAGCCAGGCCGCCUACAUGCUGCACCUGGUGCGGGAGGCGUGCGGAGCCGGCUACAGGGCCGUCGUGCUCAACAACCGGGGCUGCCGCGGCGAGGAGCUGCUGACCCCCAGGACAUUCUGUGCCAGCAACACCGAGGACCUGGAGACGGCCAUCACGCACAUCUGCUCCCAGUACCCGCACGCCCCGCUGCUGGCUGCCGGCGUAUCACUGGGAGGGAUGCAGGUGCUGAACUACCUGGCACGGGCAGGACACGCGGCGGGGCUGGUGGCUGCCAUGGCCAUUUCCCCGAGCUGGGACCCCAUGGAGACGACGGCGUCGCUGGAGCAGCCGCUCAAUACGUGGCUCUUUAACCGCCGCCUGGCUGCGGGGCUGCGGCAGCUCGUCCGCAGGCACCGUGCCGUGAUCGGGGACACGGUGGACGUGGAGCACAUCCUGAAGGCUCGCACCAUCCGGGAGUUCGAUGAGCGUUACACCGCUCCUGCCUUCGGGUACAGCUCCUGCACGGAGUAUUACCGUGCCGCCAGCCCUGCCAGCAGCCUGCAGAACAUCCGUGUGCCCACGCUGUGCCUCAACGCCGCCGAUGACCCCUUCUCCCCCAUGCACGCCAUCCCCGUGGCGGCCGCCUGGCACCUGCCCCACGUAGCACUGCUGGUGACGUCGUGUGGAGGCCACAUCGGGUUCCUGGAGGGGCUGCUGCCGUGGCACGGUGGUCUCAUGGAGCGCCUCUUCCUGCAGUUUGUCACUGCCGUGUUCCAGCACGGGGAGGAGCUGCAGGGGCUGCAGGAUGAGGGGGCUGUGGAGGAGGUCAGCGCCUGCUGCCCCCCUUGAACCCCCUCCAAGUCCCAAUAAACCCGUUCCCGUCCUCACUGA
Messenger RNA from Coturnix japonica (Japanese quail), 1725 nucleotides. It is a transcript of the gene ABHD1, whose product is annotated as abhydrolase domain containing 1. Gene Ontology annotation, molecular function: monoacylglycerol lipase activity; acetylesterase activity. The record is from RefSeq and is a predicted model, not a curated record. Gene Ontology annotation, biological process: medium-chain fatty acid biosynthetic process; medium-chain fatty acid catabolic process. NCBI's taxonomy places the organism in Eukaryota, Metazoa, Chordata, Aves, Galliformes, Phasianidae.